GUUUGGUUCAGUUGUCUCACUGCAUUUAAUUUCUGGAUUUCCAUCCUCCAGUCACUGGAAAGAGCAGGCAGAUUGAAGGCCCCAAGAUGUCCAUCGCUAAUGCAGCUGCCCAGGCCAUGCUGUCAGACGCCCUGCUACGCGACGGCGCUGGCGGCAACCGCAUCGGUCACCUGGAGCUGGAGCUGCCACUUGACAAGGUCAUCAAGUUUGUGUCCGUGGGGCUGCCCUUACUGCUGGUGUCCAUGGCCUUCGCUCGCGAAAUCUCCAUCGGCCCACAGAUCAGCUGUUUCCCCCCCAAUAACUUUACAGCCAAGCAGGCAGCCUACGUGGACACGUACUGCUGGGACUCCCUGAUGCACCAUGAGUUUGACACAGAUGGAAACUUUGAGGAGCGAUCCCUCUGGGUGCACAAGAUGUUCCCGUACUCUCUGUUGGCUAUGGCCAUGAUGAUGUACCUGCCUGCCCUCAUCUGGCGUUUCCUGGUCAUGCCGUCAUUGGGCUCCGACCUGCUCUUCAUCAUUGACGAGCUGGACAAAUCGUACAACCGCUCCGUGCGAUUGGCUCAGAGCAUCCUGGAGAUGCGCCAGAACACCCAGAACCCCUUCACCUUCCAGGCCGAGCUUGAGAGGGCCAAGCGGAAGCGUUACUUCGAGUAUCCCCUGUUGGAGAGGUACAUGCAGAGCAAGCACGGCUCCUACUUCCUGGUCAGCAUGCUCUUUCUGCGCGGCUUCCUCUUGCUCACCUUCAUGUCUGCCGCCUGCCUCUACCUCGUCUACUUCCACCUAUCCGCCUUUCUCCAGGAUGAGUUUAGCUGCUUUGUCCGCACCGGCUUGCUGCGCGACCAAAACUGGGUCCCAGAACUGGUCCAGUGCAAAAUGACCGGCCAACUGGUCUUCCAGGUUAUUAGCGUGGCUAACGGUGCUAUCUACAUCCUUCUGGUACCUAUCGUGCUGUUCAGCUUGGUCCGCCUCUUCUGUUGGGAUACGACUCUAUUGUCGGUCUACGAGGUUCUACCUGCAUUGGGACUUAACAGCGGUCGCAAGCUGGGCUGCCCGCUCAACGACCUCAACGUUCUUCUGCUGUUUUUGCGAGCUAACGUGGCGCAUCUGCAGUCUUAUGGCAGGCUGAGGGCCGUAUGCUCGCUGGCAUCCCCGCAGAUCGGGAAGGGGAAUGGCGUGAAGGGUGCGGGGAUGCUGACGGCAGAGGAGAUCGAGGAGAGGGCCGAGGCAGCACAGGAGCUGGAGGAGGAAGUGGAGGAGCUGCAGGAGGAAGGGAAGCUCAACCUGGUGGAUAUCAUGACCAUUUUAGGAGCGGCCCGGGGAAACGCGUUCAACUGCACCGAUUCCAGGCCUCUGGUGGAGGAGAAUAUGAGUCUGGGUACUGUAACUCUUAUCUACACUCUCAAACGUAUUCUGCUCGUGGGAUUGUUCACCUAUAUUGUUUGGGAUGUUCAGAAAAUUAUAAAAUGAUGGAGCUCUCUCUGUGAGACUGCAGAUGAUGUUGAAAUUAAAUAACGGAUGGUGGUGUAAGCAGUUUUCAUUGAAUAGCCACUCUACUCUUACUGAAUAUUGGAUGAGGAGGCAAUAGUAGUAAUGGACUUCACUUGAGAUAGCAGUUUUGAUUCAAACUUUUCCAUCUACACUGUGAUACAAAAAUGCUUUCCACAAAUAUUAACUGUCCACAAAUGGUUUUCUUAUACAUGUACUACUAUACCAGUAGGCCUAAUAUAAAUAAGUAUUACAUGUUAGAGAGUUUUUCCUCAGGACUGGAAAGCCUAUAAUUCUAAAAGAGGCUUUUAUUAGGAACUACAGCAAGAGAGCAGAUACAAUUAGUGGUCAUUCCCACUCCUAACUCCCCUCUCUGUCUCCUUACAGAGCCAAACCACCAGGGGUACCAUGAGUUGAAGGAGACUGCAUCAUGUAAAAAUGACUAAAUCACCAAUGGACUGAACCAUCAAUGUGACACCAAUCAAUGUGGAUGAAGGAAAAAUAUACUGAACAAAAAUAUAAACGCAACAUGCAACAAUUUCAAUGAUUUUACUGAGUUACAGUUCAUAUAAGGAAAUCAGUCAAUUGAAAUACAUUUUUAGGCCCUAAUCUAUGUAUUCCAAAUGCCUGGGCAGGUGUGCAGCCAUGGGUAAGCCAGGCCCAGCUAAUCAGAAUUCGUUUUCCCCCCAAAAAAGGGCUUUAUUACUGACAGAAAAACUCCUCAGUUUCAUCAGCUGUCUGGGUGGCUGGUCUCAGACAAUUCCGCAUCUGCAGUUGUAAGACCGGUUGGAAUUACUGCCAAAUUCUCUAAAACAAUGUUGGAGGCGGCUUAUGGUAGAGAAAAUAGCAUUUAAUUCUCUGGCAACAGC
Salvelinus sp. IW2-2015 is the source of this 2356-nucleotide messenger RNA. The record is from RefSeq and is a predicted model, not a curated record. NCBI's taxonomy places the organism in Eukaryota, Metazoa, Chordata, Actinopteri, Salmoniformes, Salmonidae.